Messenger RNA from Gymnodraco acuticeps, 2142 nucleotides. RefSeq names its product zinc finger BED domain-containing protein 1. The transcript has 2 exons. Bases 54 to 1988 code for a protein of 644 amino acids. The record is from RefSeq and is a predicted model, not a curated record. Lineage: Eukaryota; Metazoa; Chordata; Actinopteri; Perciformes; Bathydraconidae. Gene Ontology annotation, molecular function: DNA binding; protein dimerization activity.
GCUGGUCACAGGGAUGCGUUCAAAUUUAGUCAGUAAUUUGAGGAACUCUCAAAAUGGCGAACGCAGGGAAAGUGGAGCUCGAAAAUCCUCCACCAACAUUAAAGUCUCCGGUUUGGGAACAUUAUGGUUUUGCAGUUGCAUACAACGAUGACGGACAAAGACAGGUGGACCGAACUAAAGCUGUUUGUCGGCAUUGUUCGACACACAUUGGUUACGCGGCCGGCAAUACAACAAACAUGCACACGCAUCUGAAAAGACAUCACCCGAACGUAAAUAUUACCGGUAUCAAACGAAAAAUGACUGAAGUGCAAACUCAACUCCCACUAUCAUUUAAGCCUCCACCACUCGUAAAAAGUUCCGACCGAGCCACAGCUAUCACAAACGCCAUAGGUGUUUUCAUAGCAGCGGACAUGCGACCAUAUUCCGUUGUGGAGAAUAUAGGGUUCAAACACAUGUUGAGAGUGGUCGAGCCUCGUUACCAGGUUCCCUCUCGUCCGCACUUCAGCCAGGAAGUGAUACCAGCACUUUACAAUAAAGUAAAAACAACAGUUGUCCACGACCUAUCCAAGGCAUCUUCUAUUGCUCUAACGACCGAUGGGUGGACAUCUCGGGCCACCGAGAGUUAUUUAACUGUAACGGCGCACUACAUUACACCCGACUGCAACUGGAACAUGCAAAGCCACGUCCUGCAAACUCGCCCCCUUUACGAACAGCACACAAGCACAAAUCUGGCAGAGGUACUGAAGGAGGUAGUGUCAGAAUGGAAGUUGGAGAGGCCAGGUAACACAAUUCCAGUCACAACAGAUAACGCAAGAAACAUUGUCAAUGCAAUCAGUGAAGCUGGACUGGGCCCCCAAAUUGGAUGCUUUGCUCACACAAUUAAUUUAGCUGCACAAAAAGCAACAGGAAUCAACCAGGUGUCCAGGCUGCUAGGCAGAAUCAGGAGUGUUGUGUCUUUCUUCCACCGUAGCACAACAGCUGCACAUAUAUUGCAGUGCAAACAGGAGAUGCUCAAUGUGCCAAAACACAAACUCAUCCAUGAUGUCCCCACUCGCUGGAACUCCAGUUAUGACAUGGUGGAGCGGUAUCUUGAGCAGCAAGCUGCUGUUUACUCAGCAUUGACAGAAAAGACCCUCAAGAAAAACAAAAACAUUAAUACAUUGAGUGACCAGGAUGUGAGAAUGGCAGAGGAGGUAAUUGAGGUCCUUAAACCCCUAAAAACGAUCACAACACUGAUGUGCACUGAAACAACUCCAUCAGUUUCAAUGAUCCUGCCUCUCAAAACAAUGCUGAUUAAAUCCAUGGGACCAAAUGAGAAGGACUGUCUAACUGUGAAGGAAGUCAAAGCUGCCAUCAGAGGGAGCCUAAAGGACAGAUACACUGACCCUGCUCUUCAGGACUUUCUUCAUAAAUGCACAGCUGUAGAUCCAAGGUUCAAGGCCCUUUCUCAUGUGGAUAAUGCCUGCCGUGAACACAUCUACAACAGUCUCACCACAGAGAUUGUGGCCAUUGAAGAACAGAGGGAGGCCACAGAGACAGCAGGAGCCAUGUCAUCCGCAGGGAGAGCAGACCCAGAGGAAUCUGUAGAAUCUUCCUCCUCCUCCUCCUCCUCCUCCUCCUCCUCCCAUCCUCCUCCUCCUCCUCCCAUCAGGAAGUCAGCCAUGGCAGAACUGUUUGGUGAGCUCUUCAACACUGAGGAGAGAAACAAGCCCACUUUGCAGCUGGUGAAGGGAGAGGUUACCUCAUACAUGGCAGCGGACAGCACUUCACUGGACUCCGACCCACUUGCAUGGUGGAAGAACAAUGAGGCCAAAUAUCCUCAUGUUGCCAUGUUGGCAAAGCGCUACCUGGCUGUAUCUGCUACCUCUGUCCCUAGCGAGAGGGUGUUCUCCACAGCAGGAGACAUUGUUAGUGCCAGCAGAUCUGCCCUUUCAGCAAGCAAUGUGGACAAGUUAAUUUUUCUAAAAAAAAACCUGAAAAUACAAUGAGAAGCAAUCUGCCGGCUAAUGUCAAUCUGCUGGCUGCUCAGGUCUGAGUACUAGUAUUACGAACAGAGUACUACAGUACAGUUCAAGCACAGAUUUCAGUUCAUCGAAAUGCUGCACUUUUAUGUUCAUUUUGUUAUAUUUUUUAUUUAUUAGA